Molecule: messenger RNA, 438 nt
Organism: Salmo salar (Atlantic salmon)
Lineage: Eukaryota; Metazoa; Chordata; Actinopteri; Salmoniformes; Salmonidae
Source: RefSeq, a predicted model, not a curated record
ACACACACACACACACACACACACACCUGUAAAUACCCUGUAACAGUUUCCUUUGUCUUGUCUCUUGUCCUUCAGAGUAAGAAACAUGCCAACAAGGUCCAUCUCUUCUACAUGCUUCACCCUGAGGAUAGAGGACCUCCCUCCAAGAGACUGAGACCUGACAACGCUGAUAGUGAGGAGAGAGCUGUGGAUGGUAACAAGUGUUGUAGUCUGUGUAACAUGUUCUUUACCUCAGCCAUAGUGGCCCAGUCCCACUACCAGGGAAAGACCCAUGCUAAGAGCGUCAAACUAGUGUUGGGCUCCUCACCUACUAUUUCUACUACCCCUACCACAGACUCCUCCCCCUGUCCAUCAGACACGCCUCCUCUGCCAAUGCCGCCUCCCCCAGCCCCUCCCAUUACCUGGCUAGUGACCAUGGCAACACAGCAUGUAGGUCGU